AUGCAUGAAUCCAGUAAAGCAGCUAUUCAAAGAUCGGUUGCAUUAAUCCUGAUGAAGUAUAAUGAUUAUGUUGGUGCUAGGAAUAAGUUACUCGAGGCACGGACAUCAGAUCCAGGACUUGAAUAUAUUGAUGAGUUGAUAAAAGUAUGUGACAUGGUAUGUGCAGUUAAUUCUCAAGGGAGUGGAAUCAGUUGGUGCUCGGUUCUUGGGAUUAACAAUACAGCCGAUCAGGAUGACAUAGAGUUUGGGUACAAGGAGCUGAUGAGAACUUUGGAACCCGUUAAGAACAAAUUUCCGGAGAUUCAAUCAGCUUUGGGUCUCAUUGGAAAAGCUUAUAGCGAGUUUGAUUCGAGAGGAGCUGCAAGCUUAUUCACUGUUGGUCAGUUUUUGGCUGUCUACGAUCAAGAAAAAAUGCCUCGGGUGUAUGCUCAAAUUAUUGGAAUAGAAAGUUGUUAUAAAAAGGAAACAAAUAGCACAGAUAACAUACUGUAUGUCAGGUGGCUGAGACCUGCACCUACCAACCCAGAUGAGAGAAAAUGGCAUGAGGCAGGUUUGCCUGUUUCUUGCGGGUUCUUUAAGAUUGAUAGUGUAGGCAAAUGUGACAUCGGUGCUAUCUCACAUUUGGUGUCGUCUUUUCGAGAAUAUCACUAUUCUGACAAACUGUUUGAGCUUUAUCCACAAGAAGGUGAAGUAUGGGCACUUUAUGAAGAGUGGAAACCAUUUGAUUGGUGCUCGGAUCCUAAAACAGGAAAAGGAUGCAAGUUCUCGCUCGUGGAAAUUCUCAGUGAUUACUCGGCUGCAGCUGGUUUUAAGGUUGCAUCAUUAGGAAAGGUGGCAGGGUAUAGUACCAUCUUUCGAAGGAGUGGCGAAUCUUAUCAUAUUGAUGCUAGCAAAUUGUUUGGGUUUUCUCAUGAUAUCCCAGUUAGGUCCACCGGUGACAUGAAGGGUCUAUUUGCAGGUACGGUACUUGAUCUCGACCCAUUAUCAGUACCUAAGGAUGUUGUUGUUGAUACAGUUGCAGCAGAAUUCAGUAAUGGUUCUUCCAGUAUUAUGCACCAGAAUUCUUUUCUUGUAUACGACCUAGGUACAAAAAAGGUUGGUGUAACCCGUAAAUAUAGAAUGUCAUCCAAAUACCACAACAUUUUGUCUUCUAAGAGUCUUUUGUAG
Messenger RNA from Papaver somniferum (opium poppy), 1167 nucleotides. RefSeq lists its product as uncharacterized. The record is from RefSeq and is a predicted model, not a curated record. The transcript is spliced from 2 exons. The coding region runs from base 1 to 1167 and encodes 388 amino acids. NCBI's taxonomy places the organism in Eukaryota, Viridiplantae, Streptophyta, Magnoliopsida, Ranunculales, Papaveraceae.